Messenger RNA from Cyprinus carpio (common carp), 1808 nucleotides. It is a transcript of the gene dnase2, whose product is annotated as deoxyribonuclease 2, lysosomal. The record is from RefSeq and is a predicted model, not a curated record. Gene Ontology annotation, molecular function: deoxyribonuclease II activity. NCBI's taxonomy places the organism in Eukaryota, Metazoa, Chordata, Actinopteri, Cypriniformes, Cyprinidae. Gene Ontology annotation, biological process: apoptotic DNA fragmentation.
AAGCUAAAUUCCAUUCUAUCCACUUGUUCUAUGUCUACAUUUGAAACCAAUGGACCUGCUACAUGUGACAACAAGAGGAAUUGAAGUUUCGUUCAGCGAUGGACUGACAUGAUCCACUUUUUACUCUCAAUAGCACGCCUGUCUUCCGUUGAGGUUCUUCCACUUCCAUCAUGUUGCUUCAUGUUCUGCUCCUCCUUCAUGCAUCAGCUGGAGCUUCUUCCUCCAUCUCGUGUUAUGAUGAUCAGGGGAAACCUGUAGACUGGUUUUACUUGUACAAACUCCCACAUCCUCCUCAUGAGCCUGUGCAGGAGGGGCUGAAGUAUCUUUUCAUGGAUGGAGAGAGUGAAGGAUGGAUGGAUGGGAAGACUUUAGUUAAUGACAGUCAAAGUGCUGUUGGUCAAACAGUAGGGCCACUAUAUGAGGGUGGUGAUGUUGGAUACAUUUUAUAUAAUGACCAGCCACCGCAACAACAGAAGCUUUCUGGAGAUGCAACCAGGUCUUGUGGCCACACCAAAGGGGUUGUUGUCUUUGAUAAACAACAAGGCUUCUGGUUGGUCCACAGUACGCCUCAUUUCCCCCCUCCUAAAUCACAGGGACAGUUUUCAUACCCCGCUUCUGGCAUAAGUAAUGGACAGAACUUUAUCUGUGUCACAUAUCCUUUCGAGCGCUUUCAGACCAUAGGUGAGCAGUUGAAAAUCAAUCAGCCUCACAUAUACGACUGCAGCAUCCCUGCUUCAUUGGCCGCUGCUGUACCUGCUAUGGCUCAGCUCUGUAAACACACACUGGGCAGAUGGGACAACACUUCCUCCUCGCCAUCCAAUCGCAGUAUCUCACUCCUCUCACUGGCUGGAUCAGAGUUCAUUAGCUUUGCAAAAGGCGCAUCAUUUGCCAAUGACCUGUAUCACUCCUGGGUUGCACCUACGCUUCAGUCUGACCUGCUGGUUCAGUUCUGGCGACGCUCCACGGGAAUCCUGCACUCUGACUGCUCUCCAAGCUGGAAAGUCCUCAACAUAGAUCUCAUUUCCCCGGGCCAGAGCAUCACGUUCAAGGCUACAGAGGACCACUCGAAGUGGGUCGUCAGUGUCGGUGGCAGCAGCGCUGGAAGUGGGACGUCUGGCGGCUGGGUCUGUGUAGGAGAUAUCAACCGCGACAAGGCGGAGGAGAAGAGAGGCGGGGGUACGGUGUGCCGCCAGGAUGCUGCGGUGUGGAAGGCCUAUCGCUCGGCCGCCCUGCAGUGUGAGUCCUGCGGUGGAGAAGUGCAGACGUGCGACAAAUCCGCACAGUAUCGCUGAUGAAGUGGGACACAGCAGAAAGAAUAACAAAAUCAGGGUCUUGCAGAAGGACUGUGUAGGUUUCAAACAGUUAUGAUUAUUAGGUCAAAUGCUUUUUCAUAAAUAUAUGUAGCAAUUUUAGGGGAAUAAUAUGUGAGGUAAUUAAAAUUUAUUUAAUUUAACUGUACAUUUAUGAUUGAUAUCAUAAAAUUAAUUUUCAUGUAUAACUUCAGGAAAACAGGCUAUAAAUUUAUUUGAUUUUAAUAUGGUACAGCCUUGUUUUUAAAUCUGUAUAUAUAUUUUUUUUUUUUCUUUUGCUAUGAUUACAUAAUUUUUUUUAUUUUAACAAAUAAAGGGUGUUAGAAGGUGAAGUGUGUAAUUUGUGCUGCAUUAUUAUGCACAUUACCUUGAACCUCAAGAAGCCAGAAGUGCAUUAUGGGAAUUAGGUUGAGAUGUGUAUGGUAGAGAUGUUUUUAAUCCCUCAGCUUUUGUUGCUGUAUUACACUGAGGAAAUUAAAUCACUUCAUGUGUCUGUAA